UGAUGACGUACAGCCUCCUUUCCCACGUGGAGGCAAGUUGGAGCAGAAACGUCCGGCUGCAGGCCAGAGGGCAAAGAGCCGACUACAGUUUUAAAAUGACGGCGGACGUUGAGCGGCUCCUGAUCCAGUUCAAAGAUGAAGCCGGGGAGGUUCUGGGGGCCCCGUUUGAUGUCCCCGUGGAUAUCACCCCAGAAAAGCUCCAGCUGGUUUGCAACACCCUCUUGGAGAAGGUACAAUUGCGGUACCUGGCCAGCGGCUCUGGGGACACCACCGUCCGCUUCUGGGACCUGAACACGGAGACGCCGCAUUUUACUGCCAAGGGUCACCGUCAUUGGGUGCUGAGCAUUGCUUGGUCGCCUGACGGAAGGAAACUGGCAUCUGGGUGCAAGAACGGGCAGAUAAUGCUCUGGGAUCCAAGCACCGGGAUCCAGAUCGGCCGUAUCUUGGUGGGUCACUCUAAGUGGAUCACUUCGCUCUGCUGGGAACCUCUGCAUGUGAACCCCGAGUGUCGCUACUUAGCCAGCUCUUCCAAAGAUGGCAGCGUUCGAAUCUGGGACACGGUGGCUGGCCGCUGCGACAAGAUCCUCACUAGCCACACUCAGUCAGUCACUUGCCUCCGGUGGGGGGGCGACGGCUUGUUGUAUUCCUCUUCGCAGGACCGCACCAUCAAAGUCUGGAGGGCCCAGGAUGUGUUUGCGGUAGACUGGAGUCCUGAUGGCCAACGAGUCGCAAGUGGAGGAAAGGACAAAUGUCUUCGGAUGUAA
This is a messenger RNA of Pseudonaja textilis, 764 nucleotides long. Lineage: Eukaryota; Metazoa; Chordata; Lepidosauria; Squamata; Elapidae. The record is from RefSeq and is a predicted model, not a curated record.